Messenger RNA from Oenanthe melanoleuca, 1188 nucleotides. RefSeq names its product family with sequence similarity 204 member A (gene FAM204A). NCBI's taxonomy places the organism in Eukaryota, Metazoa, Chordata, Aves, Passeriformes, Muscicapidae. The coding region runs from base 398 to 1096 and encodes 232 amino acids. The transcript is spliced from 8 exons. The record is from RefSeq and is a predicted model, not a curated record.
GGUGCCAAGAUGGCGGCCAGGUAAACACGGCCGGGGGCGCCGGGCGCGGGGCCGUGCGGGGGCACUGAGGGGACUCUGAGGGGACACUGAGGGGACAUUGCCAGCGCCGCCGGCCGUGCGGGGACUGGCGGCACAGCGGGGGCCGCCUGCCUUCCCUCAGGCCAGCACGGAGCCGCGUUUCUCUCCGCGUCGCUGCCUCCGGAGCCUCCCCGGCCCUGUCGCGGCCCGGCGGUGAAGGGAGGUGCGUGCCUGUCCCGGGAAGCUGCCCCUGUGGAGGCACGGGAGGCGUUUGCGGCAGUGUCACCCCUAGACUGAAAGCUGCUGUUUUUGUGUUGGGAUGGGUGAGCUGGGAUCUUUGCAGUGACUUGAAGCAGUCUGGACUUAUUUAAACUGGGAGAUGUGGAGUGGGCUGUUACCUCCAGGACUGAAUGAGAGUGAUGUUGAUCUAAGUUCUGAUGAUGGAGACGAAACACCUGAUUCCUGCUCAAAAGAAGAUGCUGAGAGACUUCAGGGGACUGAACAGGAGAGUAAUGCCAGCACUGAACUUAUUGUACCAGUGACAGAUGAAGGAAGUGAAUCUCAAACCUGCCCUCCUGGAGUUUCUGUAAAUAUCUGGAAUAAAUUUGUGGAGCUUCAGAAGAAACACCGUGAAAUGAAAAUGCAAGUAAAAGAGGAAAACAGAUGCCGAAAAAGAAAGCGCCACCGAAAAGCAAAACAGAGAAAGACCGAUGAAGUGGCUAAGAGUAGUCAGCAGUUGGAAAAUGAAGACAAAUGGAAAGAACUUACACAAUACUUUGGAAUCAAUGAUAGAUUUGAAUCACCUGUGUACAGCAGGGCUCCACAAAAGUCUGGCCUUGAACUGAGCAUAGAGAAGUGUGUGGCUGAAGGUGACAUUGCCAAGGCUGAGGAGCUGAGUGACAGAUUAGCCAUUCGUGAGCUUGGUGUGAAAAUUGCCAAAGCUGCCGCUUGCCGCAACUUUGUAAAAGCCAAGCAAGAAGCAGAGGCUGCCCAAGAAGCUCAAAAGAAAAAGAAGCUUGCUUGGGGAUUUGAAGCCAAGAAAAGAUGGGAAACAAAAAGCAACAUGGGAUACAUGUAAUCCAUCCUAUUUUCCUCAGGAGUCAAAUACCUGUUCUUACUUGAAGAAUUUUUGUGGGCAACGUAUUAAAUCUAAACAUAACCCCCCCCACC